Messenger RNA from Daktulosphaira vitifoliae (grape phylloxera), 1946 nucleotides. RefSeq lists its product as uncharacterized. NCBI's taxonomy places the organism in Eukaryota, Metazoa, Arthropoda, Insecta, Hemiptera, Phylloxeridae. Bases 382 to 1737 code for a protein of 451 amino acids. The transcript is spliced from 7 exons. The record is from RefSeq and is a predicted model, not a curated record. Gene Ontology annotation, molecular function: protein binding.
UUAUCCUGGAGUUAAAUUUUAAUUUAUUUAUGUUUAUUUCUAAUCUACUCCUAGUUUUUUAGUAAUUUUCAAAAUUAUAUAGUUUCGUUAACGUUGUUCCAUUUAAUAUUUCCAUUAUUGAUCAGGAGUAUUUGAAGAAAAUUAUUUCAUUAAUUUAAUGUGAUGGCCGUACAAAUACCGUUACUUUUUAAAUCAUGUAGUUCAUUAAUAACCUGACAUUAAUCAUGCGGCUAUGGAACGUUUGAUUUGUGCCGUGCCGCUUUUUAAAUAAAAAUUUUGAUUUAAAAUACUUUCAAAUAUUGCAUAAAUUAUUAUUAAGUUGUAUACAUCAAGAAUCAUUAAUUUAUUAAGUAUUGAUAAAUUAACUACUGAAUAAUAAUAAUGGAUUCCAAAUUUAACAAUUAUGAAUAUCAAAUGAUCAAAAAGUUUACCUCUGUAUUCUACAAUAGAGAGUGUAGUCUUCUUGACAUGGUGAAAAUGUGUAAUAAGACAAGUGUAUGGCAUGAAUUAUUAACAUAUUUGUUGUCAUCUGAUGGCAUAAUGUCCAUUUACAAAUUACAGUAUUCGCCCUGUUCAGAAAAUAAUAAAGCUGAUAUUCUUGUGUAUUCUCGGCCUAAUUGUUUGAUCAAACGCAAAAUAAGAGCUGCAUUACGCUCUAAUGAAGGACAUAUUCAAUGUUCACAAAUUAUAAAACAAUCUAAUAAUUGCCUGCCAGAUGACACAAAUUAUAUUAUUGAUAUGAUAGAAAACUAUCCUUUACGCUUGUUAACCUUUUUAAAAACUGAAUUGGAUAAGUAUCAAACAUCAUUAAAUAUACCAUACUCAACACCAUUAUCUAGGUAUUUAAAUAAAUACAAUCUUAUCGAAUUACAUUUAGACAAUAUAUUGACAAGUGGAGAUAAUAGUAAACUUCCAUUUGAACUAUUUUACUGUAAAAAUGUUAAAAUAUUAUCGUUAAAGCAUAAUUAUUUGCGUCAAAUACCAAGUACUAUCGGUAGACUAACUAAUUUGGAAGUCCUUGUAUUGACUGACAAUUUACUGACUGUUCAAUCAAUACCUUUUAGUCUAACAUUUUGUACUAAACUUCGUGAAUUAUAUGUCGAUCACAACCAGUUAGAAGCAUUACCAGGUUUUAUAACUAGUAUGACACAUCUAGAAAAAGUUUAUAGGCUUGGCAAUCGUAACUACUUUAAAUCAUUUUUCUUGUGGUACCACACUGAUUAUGAUCACCGAGCGCAUAAAGAUAUUUGGAAAAAUAACUGGAUUAAAGAAUCUAAUCCUAGACCAUUAAUACCAUCAUUAUUAGAUAUUUGUGUGGAAAAAGUAUUUUCUAGUGGUCUAAAUUUUUUCAUUGAAGAAAUUCCUGAAUCUUUAAAACAUUACAUGUCUUUAGUAUAUUUAAAUUAUAAUAUUUGUAAUUUUUGUAAUGUUGCAACAAACUGUUCAAUACCAGGUUACAGUACUGUGACAUUUCAAAAUCCAUACUUAGGUAAUACUUGUGUACCAUUUCAGCAUUGGGCCUGUUCCAAACAGUGUGCAUCAGCAAUUGAUGGUCCAGCUAAAAAGUUACAGCUAGAAGGAGCAAAGAAAUGGGAUUAUGAGUACUCUCAUUAUGUAGCUAGAUCUAGUAAUUUAUUACAAACUACUAGAGAAACAAGUCUAGAUAUUUCGUUAAAUUUAGCUAAUGAGAGCACUUAUAAUUUAAAGAAAAAAAACAGUUGUUGCAGUAUUUGUUGAUAGUUCUGUUACUUAUUAAAAAGCAUAUUUUCAAGUUAAAUAACUAGUAUCAUAUUAUGAUUAUAAUUUUAUAAGACUGAGUUUAUAUUCUAAAAAUAUGAAUUGUGAUAGUGUCCUAUUUGGUCACCAACUAUUUAAUUUUAAGCUGUUAAACAAAUUCAGUUGUUCUGUUUAUAUAGGUAACAAAUAAAAUUAUUCAUUAUUUUCAA